This is a messenger RNA of Letharia columbiana, 5379 nucleotides long. RefSeq lists its product as uncharacterized. Gene Ontology annotation, cellular component: nucleus. The record is from RefSeq and is a predicted model, not a curated record. The coding region runs from base 1 to 5379 and encodes 1792 amino acids. Gene Ontology annotation, biological process: telomere maintenance. The transcript has 3 exons. NCBI's taxonomy places the organism in Eukaryota, Fungi, Ascomycota, Lecanoromycetes, Lecanorales, Parmeliaceae.
AUGGCGGGCUUCGCUCCAGGACUGGCUCCAAUAGCUGCACGCCCUCCUACACCACCUAAGGAGAACACUGCCAAAGCCUCGCCCACUCAUGGCUUCGGGACCACUUCAACGGGGUAUGUUCUUCUUGACACGCCCGAUGAAUCACCUACUUCCUCCGCAGAAUACUUCAAAGACUCCACAGGGAAAGCCCAGAAGAAAGUAGGAUUUACACUGUUAGGCACGCAAUAUCACAGAUUUUCUGUUGACGGUCCGGAGUCCGACUCAGACGGUCAGAUACGACAACUCCCACGGUCCAAGGACUGCAAAUCUUCCAAAUCAAUUCUGAAAGCCUGCACGGACAACGCCGGAGACCCUUCGAGCAAUGAACCGCUCGCUUUCGACAAUACCAACCUCCCAGCCAUGCUUCGCUCUACCACCCAGCACUUGGCGUCUGCCUCACAUUCCUCUCGACUUGAUGCCUAUUCAACUCUACUGGCGUGUUUGAGUGUCUACGAUGAGGUUCCAGAGGAACAAGAAUUGGCUGAAAAGGUGGCUGAAAUCACUGGAUACAUCCGGCGGGAUGUCACGGCCAAGAACGAAGAAGAUGGAAGUCUGGAUCUACAACUCACCUAUCCAGCUCUCAAGUUGAUUAUCAUCUUCCUCUGCACACCCAGUAUGGCAGCCAUGUUUCCCGAGGACUUCUGCUCGUUCAUCCUGGACCGAUCAAUCUCGAGCCUUGAGGACGAAGCGUCCCCGAAGACACUAGUCUCUCACUACAUGCAUUUGCUCGAGAAGCAGAAGUUUGCAUCCAAGUAUAUGACCAUCGACCGAGUUAAUAGGCUUAUUUCGGCUCUGGACGUUGUGAAUGCUCGGGUAAAGGGCAAUCGUAUUCUUGGACAUCGACUGAUGAUCUACCAACGAUUGCUUGGCCAGGUCAAACCAUUGAUGAUUUCCCGCGUAGGAAGUUGGAUCAACCACCUUGUCUCUGGUCUUCUGAGCACAAUCAAGGAUAUUCGUGCUCGAGCAAUCGCAUUUGGCGUGGACGCCGGUCUGCAGCUUGGAACAACAAGUGCAGUGUCACAAGCCUGCCUCGAGGUACUCAACAGGGCAUCUGCAGAUGGCAGGAAAGUGGUGGACUUCCUAUCCUCCCGUCUCAUCGAAAUGGCGAAUGCGAAGGAAGACGGGAUCCAUGUACCCCAGAUCUGGAGCGUUGUGAUUCUGUUUCUUCGCAGUCGCCGGCGCCAGCUCGAAAGUUGGGAACAUCUCAAAGCUUGGCUGGUAGUCAUACAACGGUGUUUCAAUUCUAGCGAUGGACAGACCAAGCUACAGGCUAAUAGUGCUUGGAAUCGCCUCAUCUUUGCCACCAGUCUGGACACAUCGACCUCAACUUCUAUGGCUAAGAUGCUCCGGCAACCCAUUGUCUCUCAAUUGGAGCGAAAAUCCAGCGACAAGAACUCCAAGCAGGCAAAGCAAGUCGCUCGCUCAUCCUACUGCACGCUUUUAUACUAUGCUUUACGACCGACCGCAACACAUGCUCAGCUGGAUCAAUACUGGGAUCUUUACGUCUCUCAAAUCCUGCCAAGCUGCUUCAUCGCCAGCAAAAACGAUAUUAAUCACGCUUGCGAUGUACUGUCCUCACUUUGCUCAGGGAACGGGAAGCCAAAGAUAUGGGACGAGAACAGGGCAAAUUAUGGACACAUCAACCCGGAAGAUCUACCAUGUCUCGAUCCAAAAUGGAUCCGGCUGAGGACGGCCAGAGUAUUGCAGGUCUUUGACAGAUUGUUCGAUCAUGCUGACUGGCAACUGUCCCAGGAUGGAGACGCACCUAUAAUACUAGCUUGGCGGAGUUUCACCUUUGCCUUGGGUGAUGCCGGUAGGAAGGAAGUCAAAGUAUCAAUGGAUGCUAUGAAUGCUGUUGCACAAAUUGUCAACGAAAUCAAGCUUCUAUUGGAGCGAAGCAACUCCAAGCUCGCUAGGGAGCGAAAUACUCUACCAAUAGACAUCGCAAGCAAAGCAGACCAGUCCGAGACAUUUGAGAAGAUCAAGAUACUCAUUAACGAAGCAGUAGCUAAGAUUGGAAGUAUACCUUUCUUGGAGCGGCGUUUGGUCCGAACCUCGCAGGAUUCCUAUGAAGCAGCUGAAACUCCUUCGAGCCGCUCCAGUAGAGAUUCUGGUUCUCUCAAUUCACCGGUAACGCACCUCUUGAACUUACUGCUCAGAAAUGUGCAACAUGUGCCUAUUGCAACAAGCUACAUUGACACUCUCAAAGCCGUACUAAAUAUCUCACUACAAGCAGCAGCGUCUAGAGGGACACAGCUUGGCAUACUUCGCAGCUUUGGUCGUCUGAUAACACUAGACGGGGUUCAUCAGAAGGAAGCCGACGUCACGUUCUGGAGGCUUCUUGCAGAAGGCACCUCCUUGGCGCUGAAGCAGCCUCAGCAGAACGAACUCCACAAUAACAGCCCUCAAUAUCCCGGUCAUGAGUUCAGGGAGGCCGUCAAGAUCUUAGAGCUUGGUAUUCAGCUCCGUUGCAAUUGUAGUGGAUCUACGUGGCCUAAAUUAUAUACACACAUUAUCGACGCGUUGCGAAAGGAUGUUGGUGAUGAGGCCAUUGGCAUCGUCAUAAUUGAACCGUUGGCGGGAUUUAUCAGCAGAGAUGACAAGAUAUGUGACGAGUCCGUCUUCGCCGCUGCUACGUUGAUGCUAGAGGCAGUACACUGGCCACCGUCUCCACACUUGAUGGAACGUGCUCAGCACCGGCUUUGGGGAGUGACCCAUGUAGUCCCUAAGAUCACCUCCCAGGAUCCAUUCGAAAAACUGUACUCUAUGGUAGGUGUUUUACUCAGCAAUUCUUACGCCUCUCUAGAAACGCUGCCAUCGGCCACAGUUAUCAAAUUCAUAUCAGCUACAGCCAAGAUGAUAGCUUCAUGUCCGCCAAAGCUCACAGGCGUGGUCCUCUUUCGCAUACAACAGGGACUGGCUCCCUGGAUCGAGGAUGCGACCGGCAUUCUAAGCCUGAGCCCAUCGUCCCCAUUCAGGACCCUCUAUUCUGAAGUCAACAAGUUGUGGACAAAUGUGGUGAAAUCGAUUGAGCAUUCCGUCGUCUUUGAUACUAGAUUUUUGUUCAGCAUUCAGGAACUUGUGGUCGCCGGCUUUAGGAGCCGACAUAAAGCAGUCGUUAAUGAAGCCAUAGUCAUGUGGAACAGCACCUUUGGUGGUGAAGGUACUCUGGAGUAUCCCGAAGAAUUAAGACACAUACUGCGAAAGCUCAGGCCUAUUACUGAGCUUCGACUACCUAAUUUUCCGGAAUUGGAUGGCGAGGAGGACUUGUAUUCGCCUUUGCAUUUCGUCGACUCCCAAGAUGAAGAGGAAAUUCAACUGGAGCCUGUCGUAUCCCCUACUCGACUUCCACCGUCAAUAAGUUCAUUGCAACGCAUUUCAGAUACUAUCAAAGGCGUGCCGCUCAGUCCGGAAACCAGAAUAGCUGCUGGGUUUCAAGCUUUACCAUCUCCAGCACGACAGGCAGUCAAGACUACUCCAAAGGCAUGCUUACGACACGAUGAUUCCCAAAUUCAGUUCGCUGCCAUCGAAUCAUCACCUCUGCUUCCUGAAACGGUUGAGUCACAAUAUCUGACAGAUCGCCAGAAAGAGGUCAAAGAGCGCCAAGGCCGCGAAGCAGCUGCAAUGUUCCCAGAGAUCAGAUCGAGCCCGCGAAGCAUUUCCCGACCUACAGAUCUAAUGCUACCAAAGCUCCUUUUCAAGUCUACCCAGAAUCCAGCUCCAGGCUCUGCCAUAGAUGAGGACACUAGUCCAACCUACCCCCCAGAUGCUUCGAUGAAUGAGUUCCUUGGGUCUUCGCCUACACCCAAUUCGAAGAAGUCGAGCGAUCGGCGCUCUGAUGACGACCGACCGUCUGCACCUCCUUUCAUCUCACCCCAUUUGCAAAUCAAUCAAUUGGCUGAUACACCGCUGGCACAUGAAGACCAUGCUCUGGUGCAGCUGGAUGCGAAUGCAGAGGAAGAUCCCGGCAACCGCCUCCCUGACGAAAGGCUGCCACGUGCGACAGACUACUCAUCUAACGGCGAAUCUAUUAGCGCUGUUGUGGACGCCUCAAUUCCAGUCAAUGAUCAAGAAGAUGGCUCAGACUUGAAGGCACCGCAAGUACCUGUUGAUGCCGAUCUCAGGUCCGACUUUGGCAUCGAUGUCGAUGUUGCCUCGGUGCCAUCACGGAACAAACAAACUACUGAGCAAAAUGACAACCCGCCCAACGAUAUUUCGAGUUCAUUCCAGAGCGAAGCUUCGUCGCAUCUCUCUGUCGAGGACGACCAGGUCACUGCUCAACUUUUUACGGAGAUGGAACGUGCUUCACAACAAUCAGCAAAGCCGGACGAAAAGGAGCCAUUAGCAUGGGGAGCGACCAAGAAGAGGAAAUGCAAUGCCGACUCACCCAGUGCGAACAAGAAGACAAAACGUUCGCUAGCUUCCUCGGAUUCUCGGGCGGCCGCUGAAAUCCCAAGGCCCGGUGAGACGGUGGCUGACUGCGUCAUGAUCGAAGUGCGCGAAGCCGAUCGCUUGCAUUCAGUCCUUCCUCGACAGAUCAAGAGGGAGCUGUCCGCACCGCCAUCUAUCUCUACGAGCACUGAAGGGGUAGAACAGACACCUAUAGCGCAACAGAUACCUGCGGACUGUCUCAGAAACUCGGAAGCAAGCCAGUUGUCAAGCCAAGAACAGGAUACGCCAACGACGGCCAAAAAAUCUAUCGGUCGCCCGCGAGGGUCGCGUAACAGCCAGUUCAAACUGGAGGAGGCUGACAAGGACCAAGCUAGCGCUCUGCGCAAGAGUAUGCGAGUAUCAGAUCGCCUGAGUGGAUCCACUACGAACAGUCCUCACACGUCUCCUGCAGCCUCACCAGAUUCUAGCAAAGGAGGGCAGUGGCUUGCCUUAGGGAAGACCCCGCGAAGAGGCAUGUUCAGGUGGCUGCAACGCAGCAGCGCGGAAUCAGAAGACAUCGGAACGCGUCCAGAUCCGACGCCCACGGCUUCUUCGGCCAAUGAGGGCAAUGUUGAGGCAAUCAACGAACAAUCCAGAGUGCAGGAACUCCAACGCCGUGACUCGUUAUCAGCAGAUCAUCAACCAGAGAAUAGAAUUACAACGCACAACGAGGACCGCGAGUUUGGGGUCAACCGGCGUGAUAGUGAGGCCCAACGUGAGGCAAGCGGCGUCGUUGAAACAGAAGGAGAAAGCCCAACUGCACAGAGACUCCUUCAAAAAUUCCAAAGCAUGCUGGACAACAUCAAACGAGUUACAUUUGGACCUGAGGAAGAGAGAGCAAUGGUUGGGAUUCUGUUCGAGUCUGUAAAGGAAGUCCACGAGGCAGGUCGUCGUCACAUAUCUAUGUAA